AUGAUCAAAUUCGAAAAAUUGAGCGAGAGAAAGGACUCACAACCGGAUGUGGAUUUCCCAGGGACUCAAACAACGCCAAAGAUGCAAGUUAAACGAAACAUCAAGUUCGCAUUGGCAUUGGGAGAAUACUGCGUUAAAAAUAAUGCCUUCUAUCCGAAUACAACUUUCUUUUGGUAUUACGAAACGCUGAUUCAACAAAACACAGUCCAACAAUUCGCCUUUCUUCAUUUCAGUUCUGCUCUGUCGCCUUCUCUUCCUCCACCACCACCACCACCUCCUCCUCCUCCUCCUACUACUACUACCAACUGUUUCGGCAAGUGA
This is a messenger RNA of Rodentolepis nana, 321 nucleotides long. The record is from the annotation of a GenBank genome assembly. Lineage: Eukaryota; Metazoa; Platyhelminthes; Cestoda; Cyclophyllidea; Hymenolepididae.